AGCAGUUGGACAUCAAACAGUUUCUAGCCUUCCGAAGAAGCAAAUCAAAGAAAUAUAUAGCCACCAUGUUUAAAUACGCUGUUGUCAUCCUGGCCAUCGUUGCCUGCGUUGCUGCCAAGCCCGGUCUCCUGGGUGCUCCCCUGGCCUACGCUGCCCCUGCUCCAGUCGUGACCGCCACCAGCAGCCAGGUGAUCGCCAGGAACUACAAUGGAAUCGCCGCCGCUCCAGUGAUUGCUCCCGUGGCUGCUCCAGUCCUCGCCAAGUACGCAGCUGCUCCUUUGGCUGCUCCUUUGGCCUAUUCCUCCCCCUUGGCUUACUCCUCCCCCUUGGCUUACUCCGCCCCCCAUAGCUACGCCGCUGCUCACGCACCACUGCUUAUUUAAAUCAAACUGUGAUC
Molecule: messenger RNA, 397 nt
Organism: Drosophila suzukii
Lineage: Eukaryota; Metazoa; Arthropoda; Insecta; Diptera; Drosophilidae
Product: cuticle protein 70, isoforms A and B-like
Source: RefSeq, a predicted model, not a curated record